AACUGUUGUCGGGAAAUCGCUGGAUGCCGCCGAAGUCGUCGUUGUCGUACAAUAAUAAUAAAAAAGCGCUUAACAAAAGUAAUACUAGGUAAUUGGCUAUUAAUUGUGGUUAUCGACUGGCCAUUGUGGAGUCAUCAACUUUUUGCAUAUCUCAGUGGAAGCAAACUGGAAAACAAAAGAAAUACGAAGUAGUGUAAUAAAAUCAAAAUAAAUUGAAAGCAAAAAAUCCUUAGUACACACACCGACGGCGGCCGCUGUGACUGUGUUUGUUUGUGCGUGUGUGUGAGUGUGCAGCAGCAGCUUGUGAGGCCCGCGCAUGCGCCAACUCCCACAGCCGUAGUCGCGUCGGGUUUCUGUGCAUUAAUUGCUUUUGAGUUGAGGAGCCUUCAUCGAAAUCAUUUGAAGUUGCAGACGAUACGAUCAGAUCAGGCGGCUGUUCAGGUGUCUAUCAUGUAGAUCCCAGAAUAAGAGGGAAGUGGAAUAAGUGGAUUCAUGGUGGAAUCCUCGAGCCUGGGUCGGACCCCUCCGUCCGCCCAGCAGCAAAUUCCGCAACAGAACUCGCCCUCGCCCUCUGGGUUGCGGUGCGGCAACAUGGAGACGCGGGUUCGCGGGGCCUGGUAUCGUGUCCUAGUCACACUUGAAACGGACUUCCUGGCAGUCAGCCUCGACGAGUCAUGUGAGUCGGCGCAGCAAACGAUUGAUGGGCAAUCGACCACGCUGAAUGGCACCUUGGGAAGUAAUCACAGUGGUGGAGGGGGCGGACCUGUUGGUGGAGGAGGCUCUAGUCAGAAUGGCACUGGAACCCUGCCCAGCUCCGCCUCUCUGCAAGGCAUGAAUAUCCAAGACACCGAAGUAGAUGGUUCGACCAACAACGACAACGGAGAUCGGGAUCUCUGCCUGAACAACAACAACAAUGCCGGCGAUGGGGGCGGCAUGGAUUUGUGCGACGUACCUGACCAUGUGGCCAACCAGAAGCGCCAUGUGCGAAUCAUCAAGUCGGACAAUAACGGCCUGGGCAUAUCCAUAAAGGGUGGGCGCGAGAACCGUAUGCCCAUCCUUAUCUCGAAGAUAUUUCGGGGCAUGGCCGCCGAUCAGGCCAAAGGUCUCUACGUGGGCGAUGCCAUCCUCACCGUCAACGGAGAGGAGCUGCGCGACGCCACCCACGAUGAGGCUGUGCGCGCCCUCAAGCGCUCUGGUCGCGUGGUGGAUCUGGAAGUUAAAUUCCUACGCGAAGUAACGCCCUACUUUCGGAAGGCGAGCAUCAUCUCGGAAGUCGGAUGGGAGCUGCAGCGCGCCUUCCUCUGUCCGCUGGGACCGGGCGUGCCCACCUCUCCGCCAGCGCCAAAGACAACGCCUCGCGCGGACACGCGCUACAUCCCCCUACAGCUGACGCAUCUGGCCAGGAAUCUCAAGUACAUCGAUCCGGAGAACCGCUGCUUCGAGCUGCACUCGCCGGACGGAGUGCACUCCUGCAUCCUGCGUGCGGCGGACUCUGCGGAGGCUCUGGUCUGGUUCAAUGCUCUGCAUUCGGCCAUGGGCAGCAGCACGCAACGGGCCCUGGCGGAGGCCAAUCGCGCGCUGACCAAUCUCAUCGGCGAACUGAAGCACAUCGGCUGGCUGAGCAAGCGCCUGAACGGAGGCAGCUCGGGCAGUGCCGGAGGCGGCGGUGGAAGUGGCAGUGGUGCAGCCAGCGGCGGGAGCGGUACCUCCAACAGCGGAGUGGCCGGCGAGCUGCCCAGCGGUCGAUCCAGCUCUGAGAGUUCGGAUGAGAGUGACAAGUGGUUGCCCAUAUUUGUGGCCGUGACGGAGCGGGAGUUUCGGAUAUACGAGAGUGCCCCAUGGUCCGUGGAGGCUUGGAGUCGGCCCCUCGAGAUCUAUGCCCUGGCCACAACGCGUCUCGCCGGAGCCGGGAACAAUUCCUCGCUGAAUGGCCAACAGACCACGGUGUUUUGUGUACGCUGCGGCACUGCUAGGGGAGUCCUCGUAUACUGGUUGCGAUCGGAGACGCAUCGCGACAUGGCAGCCUGGGCCAGGGCCUUGGUGCAGGGCUCCCACCAGGCGGUAAACUAUCAGAGGGAGUUCUCCUUCCGCUGCCUCUAUCAGGGCCGACAGUGUCAAUUGGUUGUGCAUAUCAAUCGUGGCUUUUUUCUGUACGAUUGUGGUGGCUUCGCCCCCACCACGCCAACGCCGGCGGUGGCCGCCACCAAAACGCAGCUCUGGCAUUUUGCCUUCGACAAGCUAAAGGGCUCGGCAGAUGAUGGCACGCGGUUGCUGUAUCUGGACUUUGGUGAUGAUGGAGAAAUUGAACUGGACAUGGAGUGUUGCCCCAAGCCGGUUGUAUUUGUCGUGCAUAAUUGUCUGUCUGCCAAGGUUCAUAAUAUUGCCUAGAAUGCGGUACAAUUGGAAAGAUCUAUGAUAAAAAUGUUGACUUUUUAGGUGUAAUGGAACUUUGUUACAAGUUUUGUCUCUAUUUCAAAUUUGGUUGAGAUUAUUUGUACUUUUUACGAUUCUCUAAGGACCUAUUGAAUUUUGUAUACCCGGUACUCGAACAGUAAAUAGUGUACGUUAGAUUUGUGAUCGAAGCCAUAGAAGGAAACAUUUCCGACCCUUUAAACUAUUUAUAUUCUUGAUCAGCAUUAAUUGACAAGUCGAUUUAGUUGUGUCCGUCUGGUCGUCUGUCCGUCCAUCUUGAUGAACGCCUAGUGCUUCGAGGCUAUAAGAGCAACAGCAACAAAAAUCUGCAUCCACACUGCUCCGAUAUCACACGGUUGCA
Drosophila subobscura is the source of this 2773-nucleotide messenger RNA. RefSeq names its product beta-1-syntrophin (gene Syn1). Gene Ontology annotation, molecular function: structural molecule activity; protein binding. NCBI's taxonomy places the organism in Eukaryota, Metazoa, Arthropoda, Insecta, Diptera, Drosophilidae. The coding region runs from base 493 to 2388 and encodes 631 amino acids. The record is from RefSeq and is a predicted model, not a curated record. The transcript is spliced from 8 exons. Gene Ontology annotation, cellular component: dystrophin-associated glycoprotein complex; intracellular anatomical structure.